Molecule: messenger RNA, 540 nt
Organism: Racocetra persica
Lineage: Eukaryota; Fungi; Glomeromycota; Glomeromycetes; Diversisporales; Gigasporaceae
Source: the annotation of a GenBank genome assembly
AUGACAACAGCUACUUGCGCACAAAUGGGCCUACUUUCAGAGCCUUUAUGCCCCAAAGCCAUAUUUUGGACAAACCUUAUUUUAUUGGGGUUCAACCCUUCAGAGCUCGCAAAAGGCACAUAUUCAACAGUCACCUUUGAUAAAGAUGUCUUCACUAAAGGCUCACCUAAUUCAGUGAAAGCAAUGGAGUUGAUAGUAUGGUUUUUAUUUAAAAAAUUGGACGACUCGUUGACUACGGCGAAAUUCUCAUGUUGGCCAAUUCUUGAUUUACCAUCAAGUUUGCAAUUUCGGACAGCAGCGUACAAAUGGUUAGAUCAAUUGAAAAAAGAUGGAUGCCUUGGAAAUACGGAUAUUGUUUUGAGACGUACAUUGUUUGAUGAAUGUCAAGGCGAAAGAUUCGAGCGUUUAAUAAUGGCCUUUUCGAAUCACGUCUUAAAAGUAACAAUGGAUAGAGAUUACCAACAUUACAAUCGAGUACCGAAAAUUGGAUUCACGGAACUUAAAGAAUCGGCACCGGAAUUAUUGAAAGGGAUUCUAAAG